Brenthis ino (lesser marbled fritillary) is the source of this 4332-nucleotide messenger RNA. The record is from the annotation of a GenBank genome assembly. Lineage: Eukaryota; Metazoa; Arthropoda; Insecta; Lepidoptera; Nymphalidae.
AUGAAGUCGUUUUUUGUUUUUUGUGUCCUCAAAAUUAUAACAGCGUUAGUAAGUAAUGCCCAAAAAACUAAUGAUGAGAUACCCGAAAGACAUAAAAAACAUGCUGCUGAUCGCGAUAUUUUGAAGGACCAAAGCUUUAUUUUUAGUGGCGACAGACCUAUACCUUAUAUGAUGCAAACUCCAAUGAAACAUCAAAAUUAUAAUCACGGAAAUUCCAAACAUGAAAAUAAGGUAGAAAGACGUAAAAUGAUAAUAGAGAACAAUUUGCCUUAUAAUAAUUUAGAGGUUGUACGUAAUGAUCUUGCUAAUGUGGAAACUGGUACUGGCCAAAGAAGAAGAAAUUCAAAUUCGAAUUCAGGUAUAAAUAUCAAUAAUAAUGUAAGUAAUAACAAGGAGAGCGUCGAAAUUAAUAAUAUACAACAGGAAAAUAAGAAAUCUGAUUCAAGAUUAAAGGCAAAUUUCAUUGAAUCAAUUAAUAGCUAUCUACAAAAUAAUUACCCGGAUCAAAAAUUAGACAGUGAUAAUAUUUUUCAAGAAUUUAUAGAGAAUGAAGAAAGUGCAAAUGCUAAUAACGAUGUAAAUAUUAAUAAUAAUGUUAAUAAUAAUACGCAAAAAGUUCAGAUUAACAAUGUACAACAGAAAAAUGAGUUAAAUAGAAGAAGAAUGAAUAUAAACUCUAAGCUUAAUGCUAAAUUAUCUAAAAAAAAUAUUGGUAAUAGCUAUUUAGAAACUAAUAAAGAAAGUCAAUCAUCAGUUAUUAAUUCUUUGCCCUUUAAUGGCCAUACAAGAAGAAAUGUGAAUUCAAAUGUCAAUUCAGCUGUAAAUAUUAAUAAUGAUGUAUAUGAUAAUUUGGAAAAAAUUGAACUUGACAAUAUACAACAGAAAAAUGAGCAAAGCAAGAGAAUAAUGGACUUACAAUCCGCACUUAAUGCUCAAAUUUCUCCAAAGAAUAAUAAAAAUACAACACUUAAUACAGAUCUUUCUAAAGAAAAUGAGCAAGAAGUUGAUCUACUGGCAUUAAUAUCGCCCAAGAAAAAUUUACAAGAAAAAAUUAAUUUGAAUAUCAAUAAAAAACUAAAUAUUAAUAAUAACUUAAAUCAUAAUGUGCAAAAAGUUGUCAUAAGCAAUAUAAAUCAAAAGAAUAAGGAUAACAUUAAAAAAAUGAAUGUACAAUCUAUACUCAGCUAUUUCAGUUAUUUCAUUGAUCAUCCACCAAAAGAUAAAGAUUUAAACGCUCUUAAGCGAAAGAAAGAAACCUACAUAACAAUGUUGAACUAUUUUAUUAAAUAUUUAGAAGAAAUGGGUGUCCCAGAUUCUGAGAUUCUAUAUUAUAUAGAGCUAGCGCAAUCAUAUGAAUCUGAUGCUGAAAUUAGGGAAAAAUACAAUAAAUUAAUACAUUCCUAUCAACAUCCAAGUCAAACUACAGAUAUUGAUGACAUAAUAACCGAAACUCCAGUAAUUAUUGUACAUAAUCGACCGGAAGAAGUUAAUCCAGAUGAAUCAAAUCCUGAAGAUGGGGGAAAUAUACGAGACAAGAAUAUACAAUUAAUACUCAACAGUUUUAAUUAUCUCCUUCACAAUUCACCAAAAGAUGAAGAUCUAAACGCUCUCAGACAAAAGAAAAAAACCUACUUGCUAGAGUUAAUUGAUUACAUUAAGUAUUUGAAGGCCAACGGCGUCCCAAAUUUAAAAAUAUUAUGGUAUUUACAGGAAGCACAAAAAUAUGAAUCUGAUGAAGAAUUAAAGGAAAAAUACAAUAAAUUGAUACUUAUCUAUCAGAAUCCAAGUCGAAAUCCAGACAUUGAUGACAUAAUAUCUGAAUCUCCAGUAAUUAUUGUACCUAAUCGUCCGGAAGAAGUUAAUCCAGAUGAAUCAAAUCCAGAAGAAUGGGGAAAUAUACGAGACAAGAAUAUACAAUUAAUACUCAACAAUUUUGAUCACCUCCUUCAUAAUUCACCAAAAGAUGACGAUCUCAGCGCUCUUAGACAAAAGAAAAAAACCUACUUGCUAGAGUUAAUUGAUUACAUUAAGUAUUUGGAGGCCAACGGCGUCCCAGAUUUAAAAAUAUUAUGGUAUUUACAGGAAGCACAAAAAUAUGAAUCUGAUGAAGAAUUAAAGGAAAAAUACAAUAAAUUGAUACUCAUCUAUCAGAAUCCAAGUCGAAAUCCAGACAUUGAUGACAUAAUAUCUGAAUCUCCAGUAAUUAUUGUACCUAAUCGUCCGGAAGAAGUUAAUCCAGAUGAAUCAAAUCCAGAAGAAUGGGGAAAUAUACGAGACAAGAAUAUACAAUUAAUACUCAACAAUUUUGAUCACCUCCUUCAUAAUUCACCAAAAGAUGAAGAUCUAAACGCUCUCAGACAAAAGAAAAAAACCUACUUGCUAGAGUUAAUUGAUUACAUUAAGUAUUUGAAGGCCAACGGCGUCCCAAAUUUAAAAAUAUUAUGGUAUUUACAGGAAGCAGAAAAAUAUGAAUCUGAUGAAGAAUUAAAGGAAAAAUACAAUAAAUUGAUACUUAUCUAUCAGAAUCCAAGUCGAAAUCCAGACAUUGAUGACAUAAUAUCUGAAUCUCCAGUAAUUAUUGUACCUAAUCGUCCGGAAGAAGUUAAUCCAGAUGAAUCAAAUCCAGAAGAAUGGGGAAAUAUACGAGACAAGAAUAUACAAUUAAUACUCAACAAUUUUGAUCACCUCCUUCAUAAUUCACCAAAAGAUGACGAUCUCAGCGCUCUUAGACAAAAGAAAAAAACCUACUUGCUAGAGUUAAUUGAUUACAUUAAGUAUUUGGAGGCCAACGGCGUCCCAGAUUUAAAAAUAUUAUGGUAUUUACAGGAAGCACAAAAAUAUGAAUCUGAUGAAGAAUUAAAGGAAAAAUACAAUAAAUUGAUACUCAUCUAUCAGAAUCCAAGUCGAAAUCCAGACAUUGAUGACAUAAUAUCUGAAUCUCCAGUAAUUAUUGUACCUAAUCGUCCGGAAGAAGUUAAUCCAGAUGAAUCAAAUCCAGAAGAAUGGGGAAAUAUACGAGACAAGAAUAUACAAUUAAUACUCAACAAUUUUGAUCACCUCCUUCAUAAUUCACCAAAAGAUGACGAUCUCAGCGCUCUUAGACAAAAGAAAAAAACCUACUUGCUAGAGUUAAUUGAUUACAUUAAGUAUUUCAAGGCCAACGGCGUCCCAGAUUUAAAAAUAUUAUGGUAUUUACAGGAAGCACAGAAAUAUGAAUCUGAUGAAGAAUUAAGGGAAAAAUACAACCAAUUGAUACAUUUCUAUCAGAAUCCAAGUCAAAAUCUGGACAUUGAUGAAAUCUUAUCCGAAACUCCAGUAAUUAUUGUACCUAAUCAGCCGGAAGAAAUAAAUCCAGUUGAAUCAAAUCCAGAAGAUGGGGAAAAUAUAAUAGACGAGAAUAUACAAUUAAUACUCAGCAAAUUUGAUCAUUUCCUUCAUAAUUCACCAAAAGACGAAGAUCCCAGUGCACUGAAACAAAAGAAGAAAAUCUAUUUGCGAAAGUUAAUUGGUUUUAUUAAGUAUUUGCAGGUCUUCGGCGUCCCAGAUUUAAAAAUAAUAUGGUAUUUACAAGAAGCCCAAAAAUAUGAAUCUGAUAAAGAAUUAAAGGUAAUAUACUGGCAAAUAAUUAAUAGCUAUAAACAGCAACAAAGAGAUGAAAAUAAAGAACCGUCACCACCUUCUGACGAAAUAUUGCCAAAUAAUUCUAUCGAAGAAAUAGACGAAACAACACCACAUUGGAAACCUGAAGACAUACCACCACCACAUCCAGAAUCUGAAAACACACCACCACCACAUUCGGAAUCUGAAAACAUACCACCACCAUUUUGGGCACCCGAAAACGAACCAACACCACCACCGCCAUAUUGGAAACCUGAAAACACACCACCACCACAUUCGGAAUCUGAAAACAUACCACCACCAUUUUGGACACCCGAAAACGAACCAACACCACCACCGCCAUAUUGGAAACCUGAAAACACACCACCACCACAUUCGGAAUCUGAAAACAUACCACCACCAUUUUGGGCACCCGAAAACGAACCAACACCACCACCGCCAUAUUGGAAACCUGAAAACACACCACCACCAUGUUGGGCACCCGAAAACGAACCAACACCACCAAGUACAGAAAUACCAGAUGAAGUAAAGCCGAAUAUUUUAGACCUUUUAAAACCUCCAUAUAACGUGCAUCAUAAUAAAUAUAUAGAUGAUAUAAUAACACAUUUAAUAGAACAUUUAAAACGCAAUGGAGUUUCAGACGAAGAAAUACAGAAAAUAGUACAAAUAUCUCUAAUAAACGUUAUAAACUCUAUGACGCACUAUACAAUAAUU